AUGGCGUCGAGCAGCCAGGGCCGCCUGGCCUUCAAAAUGAACAAGACCUGCGACCAGUGCAGGCAUCGCAAGAUCCGGUGCAUCGUGCCCGACACUCCGCCUGGCACGCCGCCAACAUGCAUCUACUGUACAAAACGUGGCCAACCCUGUCACUUUAGCAUCUUCCGCCGCAAAGUCCGCAUCCGAGUCCCCGAUUCCUUCUCCUCCCACGCCCAAUAUUCUGGUGAACUAGCCCCUGAUGAGUUACUUGUUGAUCGUCUUCUUCAAUAUGGGCCUCAGAAUGUCAUCCUGCCAGAUGAGACAAGCAUCUUGACGGCGCCGGAUGAGCAAGUCUUGAGCUCUGGAUUGGCGUUCUUCUCUGAGCAAAAGGUAGCAUCAUUGACUCAAAAGAUUGGCAACACUCGUCUUCAAGACAUCGUCAAGAAGUUGGAUGACUACAUUGCUUCUCGUCUUGGGCUUACCGAUGAACCCAUCUGGCCACCCAUCAACUUUGACAAACCAGAACAAAAAGACCGACCUACGCCAACCGAGACUCGCUCCUAUAUUCAAGCGUACUUUAUCAAUCUUCAUCCGGUAUAUCCCUUCCUUGACCAGGAAGAGUUUGAAAGCCAGGCAUUUAGUCCAAAUCUAGAUGGAAUAUUGAAGCAAAGCCCGGCAUUUUCGGCUCUGUACCAUUGCAUCUUGGCUCUGGGUAGUCAGUACCUUCAGUGUGGAACAUUUGAACCUGGUAAUGGAAGAUCAUGGCGAUAUUUUCAGGUGGCCCUGGGCCACAUGUCGGAUAUCAUUCUCCCUCGAGAGUCCAUCGAAAGCGUCCAGUCUAUAUUUUCUAUGAAUCUCUGUGGCCUCCAAAUCUCAGACACCCUCAUUUCACAGGCUGCUAGGAUGGUUGUCACCCUUCGCUAUCAUAAGGAUAUCGUCUCUGAACCCAAACACUUGAGAGUGUUUUGGGUGAUUUAUGCCCUCGAGAAACAACAAGCUAUCCAUGGACGCACAUGCUCUCUUAUCCCUGACGAGGAUAUUGCUUGUGUAGUUCCCGCAUUUCCGGAGGCACAGGUUGGGACCUUCAAUUGGUUUGUCGCCUUCAUUCGAAUUGGGCGGAUCAGCUCCAUCGUGUACAACUCACUCUUUUCGAUCAGUGCGUCACUGAGAUCCAAAGAAUCCUACCAGAUUGCAAUGAGCCACAUCCGGCGUAUUCUCGAGGACUGGCGCCAGUCAAUACCAGCCGACUACCGGCCCGGAGAUUCAGCAAGCUUUCCGGCGUCGCCGACGACUGUGAGCAUUUCACUCAUCGCGCUCCAGGUUCACUACAGCUAUUAUCAUAUCAUAAUUGCCCUCGAGCGUCUUACUCUGCACCUUGAGCUCGAGCAGGGUGACAAGGGACAAAUGAGCAAGCAGAGGUUGAUGAAUACAGCAAGAACGAUUAUUGAGUUGACGAAGCAUAUUGAUGUGCAGCCUUAUGUUCCUAUUUUCAUUUUGACCGUCCUGCCUCUGGCGGGAGUAUUCAUACUCUUUGACUUUGUCAUCCACAAUCCGUAUCACCGUGAAUCAAGGACGAACCUAUCCUUGCUGGACUCAGCGGCAGGGUACUUCAGCCUCGUCUCUCUUGCGUCUGAUCGAGCGAUGCCAAGCACCAUUAUGUCAGAAUUUGCAGAGAUCGCAAGAGAGUACUACUGGAAGAGUCAGCAAGCUAAGCUCCAAUCGUCACAAAUGCCGAUGGAUCCUCCCAGCUUGCCGGUGACGAUGAUGCCGGAGUCGACGGUGACCCAAGACAUGGAUCAGCUACCGCAGCAACAAGCGUUUGUUGCACCACAUGGAGCUUUUCAAAUGGGCGUUUCGGAAUCAACCUCAAUCCCUAGCAUGGAGUAUAUCUCUGAUCCGCAGAUUGGUACACCCGUGCCCUCGGAGUACUUGAACUACCCGACGCCAAUGAAUUUCGAAGCAGCUUCAGAUUUCCAAACGGCCGAAUCGGGCGACCUCAGAUCAAUGUUUGGAUGGGUCUAUCCUGAAUGGGCUGUUGGGGGCAUUGAUCUGGAUUCCUUGAACCUGGAACAGCCAGAAUUCCAUGGCGAGGGCCUGUAA
Clonostachys byssicola is the source of this 2079-nucleotide messenger RNA. The record is from the annotation of a GenBank genome assembly. NCBI's taxonomy places the organism in Eukaryota, Fungi, Ascomycota, Sordariomycetes, Hypocreales, Bionectriaceae.